Molecule: messenger RNA, 1092 nt
Organism: Juglans microcarpa x Juglans regia
Lineage: Eukaryota; Viridiplantae; Streptophyta; Magnoliopsida; Fagales; Juglandaceae
Product: protein SIEVE ELEMENT OCCLUSION B-like
Exons: 7
Coding region: 238-1092 (284 amino acids)
Biological process (GO): phloem development
Source: RefSeq, a predicted model, not a curated record
GCAGUGAUGAGUAAGUUCUUUGUCCGCACUUGACAUGCAUGUACGUGCGUGCUGUAUAUGCUGAUCUUAAGAUUGUGAUCCGCCAUCCAUGUCACACAUCAUAGCAGCUUGUGCUUGUAGGUCUCCAAAAGGGGAGUAAAAAUAACGUAAUAUUAGACCUUUUUAACCUAGUGCAAAUGACCAUGGUUGCCUAAUUUCAGGGAGAAGACACUGGAACUAUCGCCCUUGUCUGAGAAGAUGAACAGAACCCGGAACAUACGAGAGACGCAGCAAGAAGAAUUCGAACAACAAAGAGAGGAAGUGGACAAAUAUUGGGUAUUGAGGGAACUUCCAGAAACACCUACAAAAAUUGUGGAGGCUUUCAAGAAGGCACUGCUUAGUAUCGAUGUGCUGAAAAAUAAGAAUGCUUUAUUGUUCAUUUCGGACGUCAUGGACAUCUCCGUUGAAGAAAUCUCGAUUUUAAAGCCCAUUUUUUAUGGGAUAAGAGAUAGGAAUGAACCGUAUAAAAUUGUAUGGAUCCCAAUAGUGGAGCAUUCGACCGAUGACAUGCAAGCGAAGUUCGAGAUGUUGCAGUCCAACAUGCCGUGGUACAUAUUGCAGCGUUUUCCACCAACAGUAGCAGACAUCCAGAUCGUUACGAAUGAAUAUCGCAGCUUAAAGAAUAAGCCUAUCGUCGUGGUGAUAAACCCACAAGCGAAGGUGGAGCAUCCAAAUGCUCUCCGCAUGAUUCGGCUAUGCGGAAUGAAGGCCUUCCCUUUCACGGCCGAAGCUGAAAAAGCGAUAAUGCCUAAAGGAAUUCAUUAUAAAUCUAAGGGGUCCACAUCCCAGACAGUGGCCCGAGGCAGGAUAACAAGAAUUACACUUUCAAGUGCUAUAUAUGGAAUUGCCAACACCAGCUUGGAGAAUCUAGCAAGUAACAGUGGAUGGGUUGAGCUCUGCAAAGGUACUCAUGGCGAGAUAGUAGUCAAGGAUCAGGGGACAACAAUUUUGAAGGUCUUGGAGAAGUUUGAUGAUUGGAAAAAUUCUGUGAAUCAGUUUGGCUUCGAUGAAUGUUUCGAGGAUUACUACAUGAGGCGCCUACCAGGAAAUUGA